Messenger RNA from Penaeus vannamei (Pacific white shrimp), 1697 nucleotides. The record is from RefSeq and is a predicted model, not a curated record. Lineage: Eukaryota; Metazoa; Arthropoda; Malacostraca; Decapoda; Penaeidae.
AUGUGUCGAGGCGGGAGGAUCGACCACGCCCUCCACGAGACGCAGCCCCGCCGAGCCCUGGAGGACGUGGUGGCCCUGGACGAUGCCGUGGUUGAAGCCCUGAGCGUGCUGGACCUGGAGAACACCCUCAUCAUCGUCACCGCCGACCACUCCCACGUCAUGACCAUCAACGGCUACUCUCAGCGGGGCAAUGACAUCUUGGGUGUAAGCGAUGUGGUGGCAGACGUCGACCAGAUUGCAUACACCACUCUCAUGUUUACCAACGGCCAUGCUUACAACUACACUUGGAAUGGUGUCAAUGUGACCCGUCCCGACCCCAAGACGCAAAACACUACAGAAUUAGGUUACAAGCCCCUCGCUGCUGUCCCAGUGACUUAUGAGACCCACGGUGGUGAAGAUGUAGCUGCUUAUGCCAUAGGCCCAAUGUCUCACCUGCUGCAUCGCGUCCACGAGCAGAGCUACCUGGCCCAUGUGAUGGGUUUUGCCUCUUGCAUUGGCCCCUACAAAGAUAACUGCGAGAGACCCAAAUCCCACUUCUCCCGCUUCCUACCGCGGGCAAAGAACUUCAGGCGAAAGAUUAGAUUAUAAGGGCUUAAUAGUAGCAAAAUACAAUCAAACAUGUACAUAUUGUAGAGUCUGUAACACUGUCUCGUUCCCUUUAUCUUAUAUUCUAGAUUAUAACUGGUACUUGUGGCUGCAAUUUCAGCACUGUCUCUUCUAAUCUUUACUAUCAAUUACUCCACUGCCUUAUAAAAGUAUUUUAGAAUGCACUUGUAACAAUUAUUUUCACUUCUUUUUGUUGUGUUAUCCCAAUAAAUGCAAGGUCUUAUGAGUUCAAUAGUCUACAGCAAACAAAACCUUUAUGCCAUACAUAAUGACAAUAAUCUUACUGCAUUUACUGUGUGAGUAGCAUUUAUCAUCAUUCUAUAUAUAAAGACCACAGCAACAUGACAUUUCAAAAGACAUAUCUUGCACCUUAGAAUAUAACAUCUGCAACAUAUACAAAAGCUAUCCACUGUAAGACCUUGCUGUACACUAGCUGGUGUGUGGGCAAAAAACAUGUGAAUCAAUUAAACAAGGUAUGAACUCAGGGUAACCUUUUCGUUACAUGUUCUAGCUAGUACAAAGAAAUGUCUCAAUCUGCACUUAUAUAUAAACAAUUUGUCCUGCAGAUUCUCUUUGCAAAUGUUACUGUUUUUAAACCUUAGAUAUUCAAGUAAUUUGAAUCUUGAAAAGAGAAGAGGGAACAAAAUUCUAUUUCAAAAACAGUUUUCCACAGUCACUUCAAGACAGUGCUCUUCUAUGUACAGUACACCACAAACAGUCACAUCCACAUUAGCACCUACAGAUUGUACCUCACACUCAGUUGACUGUCUCAACUCUACCUAUUUAGAAGUUACCAAGUAGUACUGUGAAUUGUGUGUGUGACAAGUUCAGAACAAGUCUUAGUUACAGGUGAUGGAAAGUUUUAAUGUUGUCUCACGAACAUAACCGAAAUGUCUCCAACCAUAUAUGUGUGUAUAUACUGAUAUGUUGGCCAGUUCUAAUUGUGACAUGGAAAAGUUAAGCAAAAGCAUCAUAUAGAGAAUUUUUCCCAUGUAAAAUCAAACUGUCUGGUAAAUAAUGGUGUUGACAACAUGGUAGAUCAUUUAUAUUUUCUAGAUUUUUAUAAACAUAAAAUAAAUAAAUAUUUUGUA